Neoarius graeffei (lesser salmon catfish) is the source of this 1317-nucleotide messenger RNA. It is a transcript of the gene cbln4, whose product is annotated as cerebellin 4 precursor. The transcript is spliced from 3 exons. Lineage: Eukaryota; Metazoa; Chordata; Actinopteri; Siluriformes; Ariidae. Gene Ontology annotation, molecular function: protein binding. The record is from RefSeq and is a predicted model, not a curated record. Bases 187 to 771 code for a protein of 194 amino acids.
GUAUAAAAAUAAAUAAAUGCAUAAAUAAAUAUAUGAAUCAAUAAAAUGCCUGUUCAGUUCCAGAGUCAGCACGCAGCUUUUAGAGGAACCCGGCGGAUUUUUCUCUGAAGCGCGCGCAGGAGCGGAGAGAAGCGCGAGGCGGAACAGUUGGGAAGUUUGUUGGCGGGAUCUCGCUCUGUGCGCGCGAUGGCGCGUCGCUCUGCGGCUGUGUGGCUCGGAGUGCUGGCGCUGGCGGCGCUCACAGCGGGGCAGAACGACACGGAGCCCAUCGUGCUGGAGGGGAAAUGCCUGGUGGUGUGCGACUCGAACCCGGCCACAGACACCAGAAGCUCUUCAUCUCCGCUCGGCAUCUCAGUGCGCGCGGCCAACUCCAAGGUGGCGUUUUCAGCCGUCAGGAGCAACAACCACGAGCCGUCAGAGAUGAGCAACAAAACGCGGAUCAUCUACUUCGACCAAGUUCUUGUCAACAUAGGAAACUAUUUCACAUUGGACUCUGUAUUUCUGUCCCCUCGCAAAGGCAUCUACAGCUUCAACUUUCAUGUUAUUAAAGUAUAUCAGAGCCAAACUAUACAGGUGAACUUGAUGUUAAAUGGAAAGCCGGUCAUCUCUGCCUUUGCAGGUGACAAAGACGUGACACGAGAGGCUGCUACUAAUGGUGUUCUCCUCUACCUGGACAAGGAGGACAAGGUUUACCUGAAACUAGAGAAGGGAAAUCUAGUGGGUGGGUGGCAGUAUUCCACCUUCUCCGGAUUCCUCGUAUUUCCUCUGUGAAAAAGAGGACACGAUUGCCAGCUGUUCCAUGCGCCAACAACGUAUCACCAUUGUUUAACCGAUCUUUCAGCAUUAACAGAAAGGGCCUGGACUGGAGGCAUUCCUCCAAACACUCAUUCAUUCACUGUUUGCCCAAAGUGUGAAAUGGACCUUUGGAAAAAUAUCGUUGUGGCAUGCGUGUUCCUAUUUUCACAAUGCAAAGACACAUCUAGGGACCUGCUGCGAGUCUUUGUUGCCUUCAUAUAUUUAACAAAUUCGACUGAAGUAUUUAGCGUCUUUCAAAGCUGUGGAUUUUUCUUACCAUGCGUCAAAUAUUAUUUACUUUUCUGAUGUCUGUAGGGUAAGUCGGUGUGUUGCAUUAACUGAUUAAUAUAAUAGCACUUAUUUCUUUGGAGAAUUCAGGGGGAACAAAAUUUCCUUUUAGUGCUUAUACACAUUGUAGGGAGCUCUAGAAUAAAUUAAUAAUAAUGUAUAUUUAAAGUCAACCUCAGCUCAAUAAAAAAAUAUUGAUCCAAACCAGAACUUUUGAAGAUUUCCUUUCUUAUA